GACCGAUGUAGUGAAUCCCCUGAUUAAACUGACGUCAUUCAUCAGCAGAUGCCAAGGUCGACACCACAGUGACAACGAUUGACCAGCAUGUGCAGUAGAUUAUUUUCCUACGUAAACCUGAGUUGAGCGUGGUAACAAACACCGUGCAUUCAUAUUUGUCCUUUGGAAACGUACAAUUCGACUUGAACUCCAAAUUGGAUCUUUUGAGAAGUUUAGCUUGCGAGGACUUCUUGUAACGAUUGCCUUAGCACAGUGAAAGGAAGCACGCUAGGCUAAACAGUCUGCACGUGAGAAAAGUGGGAUACCAGCGUACACGUGCAUUCCUCUAUCAUGGCAACAGCUGUGCAAUUUGUGUUAUCCAAACUACUGUGGCCCUUGUGGAGGAGAGCUGAGGGCAACGAUGAUGAGAAGUUUGGUACAGCUACUGAGGAGAUCCAACAGGUGCGUGGAGGCGUGGUGACUCGCCUGUGUCAGGACUACGGGCUGAUCAACGACUCCAUCUACUUCACCUCCAGAGAGGUCCUGGGGGGGGUGCCCCUGCGGGCGGGCGAUGCUGUCAGCGCAAUAGCAGUGCGUGACGGAGUUCAGUGUGGCUGGAGGGCCAUCAGGGUGGAGCGCCAGGCUGAUGCGUGGGAAGACAUGGGAGAAGUGUCGCUGGAGAACGACUUUGAAAAGCUCCGACCGCUGGUUGGCACAGUGACCUCAUGUGACUGCGAUGGAGGGUUCAUCAAUCAGACAACCUUUUUUUCACACUCUGCAUUGUGUGAAGGCUAUGAACCAAUGAAGGGAGACUGGGUGCAAGCGCAGUAUAUAAUCAGUCCCACUCACUGGUCCAGUCAGGCCCGUACGGUUUCCCCGCUGCGUUAUCGCCGCCUCGACCAGGUGCGCGUGUCCAGUGUGUUCGGCAGCAGUGGCGUGGUGGAGGACAGCGUGUUCUUCAGCCUGGACGCGCUGCUGCUACCCGCUCAGUACCGACCUGGGCCGGGCGACCUGGUCAGUGUGGUGGUGGUGGAGAGCAGUCAGUCCUUCUACUGCUGGAGGGCUCUGUGCAUGGCCCCGUCUCACAGUGCGGGACCUUCGCUGCCCAUGCCAGAAGCAGAGCUUGAGUCUCUGCUGGAGAACAAAGAAGGCCUGGUGGUCAGUGAGGUCACUGACUUUGGAGAUCUUCUGUUAGGAGAGAGCAAAGAGCUUGUGAUCUGGAUAGAGAACAAGGGCUCAGAAGCCCGUCAGCUGAAGUGCUGUGAUUUUGCUGGCUGGGAUUCACAAGAGCAGUUCACCUUUAUCCUGGACCUGAGCAUGGCUAACUCUCUGGAUGGCAAGUCGCCCCUCUUGCAGCUUGGCAAAAUGUGGAUGUUCAAUGGCGGGCCCCAGGUGCCAAGCAACCCGUACACAGCCUACAUGCGAGCUCGCGUGCCCGCGCCGGGCAGCAUCGGGGGCUACGGCUUCUGCCCACUGCCCACUUUCCCCGGACGGGUAGAGGACGAAGAGCAGCUGCAGAGAGACGAGGUGGACGGAGACGCCGAGGGCUCGGACGUUAUGUACGAGGAGCUGCAGCAGGCCGCUGGGCAGAAGAGCGCCACCCGCAGCCUGGAGAGAGACCUGCAGAUCGCGCCCGGACAGAAGGGCUCGGUGACCGUCGGCUGCCGUGGAAAGAGCAUGGGUCGCUGUGCUGAGCUGCUCCUGCUGCACUUCUCCUCCUUCACCAUCGGGCGGCGCCUGGAGGUGGCAGUGAGCAGCAGGGAGGAAAGGCUGUUGCUGCCUAGUGCCCCCUACUGCCCAGUCUCCCAACUGCGACAGCAGCAGCAGCAGCCGACCACCGUGCGCACAGUCAUGGCCCCUGCUCCAGUGAGGACAUCAAAAAGGCACUUGCCAAACUUUUUGGGCACCUACCCAGUGCCCCAGGCUCUUCGUGAUUGUGUGGAGUCCAGGAAUGACGUGCUGGUGGUUCAGCCCCAGUUGGGAGAGCCACUGUCCCUGGCCAACCUGCAACAGCGCUUCUCCACUCUGCUGUGGCUGGAGGAGCUGCAUGCCGAGUCCGAGCUGCGGGAGUUCAGCAUCAGUGGCGCGCUGCUCCGCAAGGGAGCCGUCCACCUGCACCUGGAGGUACCUGGCCUGGCCGAGGGCCGGCCCAGCCUGUUCAUCGGUGACAAGGUGCUUCUUAAAAAGCCUCUAAUUGGGGGUGUGGUGGUGGAGUAUGUUGGCUAUGUCGCAGAGAUCAAUGAGGAGGAUGUGAGUCUGCGAGUGAAUUAUGAUUUUCAUCAAGCCUACCUUGGGGAGCCUUUAGACGUGGAGUUCACCUUUAACAGGUUGACUAUGCGUCGGUGCCAUCUGGCCAUUAAUCAGGCAAAGGACUUUGGAGAUGCUGUGCUAUUCCCCAGUGAGUUGACCCCUCAGGCCCCUCAGUGGGUGGGAGAGUGGGGACCAGACGAGCCCCUCAGGGGUGAGCAGGAGGAGGCGAACCAGGACGUGGAAGAGAAUCAUAAUGGUGCGGGUUCAAGUGUGAUCGCAGACAUGAAGUCCGUUGCCACUCAAACAAAAACAGACAGAUUACCCAAGAAGGAGUUUCCCCGUCCAGGCCAGUUCUUCAACCGCAGUCUGAAUCCGGCGCAGAGAGAAGUGGUGAAGCGCAUAUUGGUGGGAGAGUGUCGGCCCACCCCUUAUGUUCUAUUCGGACCACCAGGGACUGGCAAGACAAUGACCCUCAUUGAGGCCAUUUUACAGGUGUACCAUCGCAUCCCCUCCAGCCGUCUGCUGGUCUGCACACCCUCCAACAGCGCCGCUGAUCUGGUCUGCAUCCGGCUGCACGAGAGCGGGUUCCUCCACUCGGCCAGCCUGGCGCGCGUCAACGCCUCCUGCAGGCAGGAAGAGUCCAUUCCUGAGGUCCUGCAGCAGUACUCUCGUGCGGGAGAGGACAUCCGCCACGCCUCCUUCCACAGGAUAGUGGUCAGCACCUGCUCCAGCGCUGGAAUGUUCUAUCAGAUCGGCCUGCGGGUUGGCCAUUUCACCCAUGUGUUCCUGGAUGAGGCUGGACAGGCCACAGAGCCCGAGUGCCUGAUUCCCAUUGGCCUGUUGUCAGAGAAGGACGGCCAGAUAGUGCUGGCUGGAGACCCAUGCCAGCUGGGCCCGGUGGUGAAGUCCAAGCUAGCCUCUGUGUUUGGGCUGGGAGUGUCUCUGUUGGAGAGACUUAUGGCAAUACCCCUCUACGCUUGCGAUGAGAAUGGCUUCAACCCUUCUCUGGUGACCAAACUCCUGUACAACUACCGCUCCCAUGAGGCUUUGCUCUCGCUGCCCUCGCGGCUCUUCUAUGCUGGUGACCUGGCCAUGCACGCGCAGAGGGCCGUGGUGGACUCGCUGUGCCACUGGGGCCGGCUUCCCAGGAAGGGCUUCCCCUUAAUCUUCCAUGGAGUGCGGGCCACUGAGAUGCGGGAGGGUAAUAACCCCUCCUGGUUCAACCCUGGCGAGGCUGUGCAGGUCAUGCUGUACUGUUGCCAGCUGGCCAAGAGGCUCUACAACCCCAUCUCCCCCACCGACAUCGGCAUCAUCGCCCCUUACAGGAAACAGGUGGAGAAGAUGAGAGUCCUGCUCCACAGGGUGGGUCUAGCAGACAUCAAAGUCGGCUCUGUGGAGGAGUUUCAGGGACAAGAAUUCCUCGUCAUCAUCUUGUCCACGGUGCGAUCCAAUGAGGCUGUGCUGGAGGAAGACCUUCAGAAUGUCCUAGGCUUCCUCUCCAACCCAAAGCGCUUCAACGUGGCCAUUACCAGAGCCAAAGCCCUGCUCAUAGUUGUGGGCAACCCUCACAUUCUCAUCAAGGACCCUUGUUUCAAUGCCCUGCUGCAGUACGCUUACGACAACGGAGCCUUUGUCGGCUCUGAUCCUCCAGUUUCUCUCCAUGCGUCCCAGAGGCCUAGCUCAGAGAAAGGAAGUUGACCACCCUGACUGGAGACCCUUACCUGGAAGUCUCUCCAUCACUGUUUCAAAAGUACCGUUUGUGUAUUUUGUUAAUAAAAUAAA
Molecule: messenger RNA, 4011 nt
Organism: Alosa alosa (allis shad)
Lineage: Eukaryota; Metazoa; Chordata; Actinopteri; Clupeiformes; Clupeidae
Gene: mov10l1
Product: Mov10 like RISC complex RNA helicase 1
Exons: 27
Coding region: 331-3927 (1198 amino acids)
Molecular function (GO): helicase activity
Source: RefSeq, a predicted model, not a curated record